This is a messenger RNA of Cydia strobilella, 3222 nucleotides long. Its product is annotated as histone-lysine N-methyltransferase MECOM-like. Gene Ontology annotation, biological process: regulation of transcription by RNA polymerase II. Gene Ontology annotation, molecular function: DNA-binding transcription factor activity, RNA polymerase II-specific. Gene Ontology annotation, cellular component: nucleus. The record is from RefSeq and is a predicted model, not a curated record. Bases 94 to 849 code for a protein of 251 amino acids. Lineage: Eukaryota; Metazoa; Arthropoda; Insecta; Lepidoptera; Tortricidae. The transcript has 2 exons.
UGGAAUAUUUAUUAUCUUAUCACGUACAUGCAUCGAGUGUUACUUUCUCUUCUGUUACACGCAAUGAAACCAGCGGACUGAUUAUGUUGCAAUAUGGCACAAAAUAACGAUCUAACAAGCAGCCUCCAAACCCAUUUUAUUUGUGAUGUCUGUAAUAAGUUGUUCACUACAAAAUACUCGGUAUCGAAACAUCUUCGGACUUGUGGUGUGGCGAACUCGUUGAAAUGUCAGUGGUGUAAAAUAAUUUUUAAAAAUCGGGGCAACUUAGUCACACACGCUGCUCGCAUCCAUGGCGAUUACAGUUACAAAGCUGCUUCAAACUUCAAGUGUCAAGUGUGCGAGAAAACAUUCAACCAGAGAUUCCAACUCACAUACCACAUACGGAGAGAACACUUCAACCUACAAGCCAAGACGCCCUACUGUGAAUUAAAAAAAAUAAACCAAGUGUGGUUUGAAAAUGUUCUAAAUUCAAAUAGUGUCCUAGAAAUAAAAAAAACUGGCCACAACACACUAGUGAUGAGAAAACUAGACGAGAACACUGGCAUAAAAGUCAGUGAUACCAACACAAAAAUAACAGAUUUAUCAAGUUUAUAUCCAGUACAUAAUAGGUCUAGAGUUAAAGUCCAAUGUCAUAUAUGUAGAAAAAUGUAUCUCAAAAUCACAAUUAAAAAACAUAUGGACGAAAAACACUCUAAUGUUAGGAAACACGAGUGUAAUAAUUGUAAGAGAACUUUUAAAAGAGCUUAUUUUUUUUUACAGCAUGUGUGUAACAAGAUACCUAAAAGGAAAGGGAAGAAAACCAUUGUUAUUGAGAGUGUACAAAGUUUAAAGCCUAUCGAAAUAUUAUAGUUUUUUUACAGUUGUGAACCCUCGACAAAAAACGGUGUGGCCCAGGAAGCGCUGGUGGCCUAGCGGUAAGCGUGGCGCGUAGAGCGUGCGACUUGCAAUCCGGAGGUCGCGGCUACAAACCCUGGCUCAUACCAAUGAGUUUUUCGGAUCAUUUGAUAUUUACUAGUCGCUUUUCGGUGAAGGAAAACAUCGUGAGAAAACCGAACUAAUCCCAUUAAGGCAGUCGCUUUCGUAAAAACUAGUGCCCACGCUAAUUCGUGGCAAAAUGCGAGGAAGAUAAGACAAAAAGAGGGAUAUUAUAUUUAUAAGUUUGACUGCUAUGUAUGUAUUUGAAAACCGGUUUUCUAGCGCUGGUUCAUAGACACAUUCUAUCAAAAUCGGUUCAUCCCUUUCAUUGUGUUGGGUUUUUUUUAAAUUAUUUAUAUGAAGUUAAGGAUGUCUGCUUAUAGUAGCCUCUAAUGGGCCACACACAACAGAUACAAUUUUCAAACUAAAAUAGAUGUCAUAUAUUAAAGAAAAAGUGACGAAGCCCUCCAGUGGUGAAGGCCGGAUUCAAACCGGCGUCUUUAGCAAACCGGGCAUAUAGUCGAGAAAUUGGAACCGGUUCCGCCGUGGUGGGGUGGCCUAGGGCGUUACUCAAUAUAAAUGGGUGGUUCAACUUUUAAGUGUUGUUUUUAAGGUUUCGUACCCAAAGCGUAAAAAGUGGAUGGCCCAUUCUGGAGAGCGACGAGACGCCCGGCCGGUUAAUAUGACAAUAACUUUAUGGAAAUGUUCUAAUACGGGUUUAAAAGUAACGGUUUUUCGAGCGAAACCGAAAUCAAAAGGUUGUACGCCAAGUACAGUCAAGUGUCAAAAUAUGGGUGCAUAUAACUUACUCGAAAACAUGUCCCAUAGUUCUUAAUCCGCUGACAUUAAAGAACUAUGGGACAUAUUUUCGAGUAUGAUGUGUGCACCCAUAUUUUUACACUUGACUGUACAUGAUAUCGAUUUGGAAAUUUAACCGGUUUCCGUGCCUUGUUUAUAACUACCAUAGAGAUGCAUGUUGCAUUUAAAUCCCAUAAAAUCAGGGUUUUAAGAGUUGUCCUGCGGCCGUAGCAUUUUCAUCGCCUGUCACGUUCUAACAAGUACAUAUUGUACAUAAGUGCGAAAGUGACAGGCGAUAAAAAUGGAACUAUGCUGCUACCGCAGGAAAACGUAUAUAACCACGGCAAGAAGUGAUACAAAAAGUUGAAUCACCCGAAUAAUUCACUUAUUUAACCCGUCGAAAGACCAACAUACAGAAAAGUGACCCAUAUUGCUCUAUAGAACAGUCAAAUGCAGAGAAAAGGUACCCCACGUCCAUACCAAUUUAGAACUUUGUAUGCAGGGGGGGGGGUGCCUUUUUACCUAACACACGUGUGAUACCAAGUCGCUACGAACCAAAUUGAGUUAGUAUCACACGUGUUACUAGGUAGCUUGAGAGGUUAAUUUUAGUAUUCACUAAAUGUUUUUCGUUUUUUUAACUACCUAUACACUCAAAAGAUUUGUUUAAGUAUAGUACCUAUUUAUUUUUAUUUGUAAAUAUUUGAUCAUUGUGAAUGUCCAAGCUUAUAAAUCUUAUAAUUUUAUUUGCUAGAUGAGAAAUAUAUGAAGUAUAAAUAAAAAAAUCGUAAUGAAAAUUGAAUUUUAUUUCAUUCAAAUGAUCAGUAAUCAUCGGCAAACGUUUAAAUUAUAAAAAAAAAAAAAACAGUAUAGCUGAACUUUUAUGCUUUCUACGAAAAUCGUUCUGUACAAUUAUCGUUUUAUAGCCAAAGAGUGAAAAAUUUGCACUAGGGUCUCGAAGGGGAAACAAGAAACAAACAUAAGAGUUUAAUUAAGUAUUUAAGUAAGUACCUAUAAACAAAUGUAACAUGUGUUUAUUCUAGCUUACUUAUCGCGGCUACUUAUACUUAAGCGCGGCUUAGAAGACUUGUAUGCUAAGCGCCAUCUCCGUAAGACGCGCCCGAAGCCUUCGUACACCUACACCUACAAUUCAGCCGGCCAGCUCCAUUGCGUACCAUGCAAUCGCAUCUUCAAAUCCAAGUUUGGCUUCGCAAGCCACAUUAGAGCGUUCCAUGCUUCCCAUUAAAAACGGUUGGAGUCGCCGUCGUCGGACACGGCGAGGAGGACAUUAUUAUUAUCUCUACACAAGUUCUCUUAUGAAUUAUAAAACAAGUUAAACAUAUUAAUCAUAUUAUGAAUCUAUAUCUCCACACACAUUAAUUUUGUAUCAAGCAGAAAUGUCUUAAACGUGGACCCCCUAAGGCUCAUAUAUAUGGUGGUUUUUUUUUUUCCAUUUUUAAUUUAUGUUCACACACAUUCUCGAAAUAAAUACAAAAACAGUUUAACACCUUA